CAACGUGGAGAGUUUUCCGGUUUACUCGUAUGCGCUCAUCCAUUUGCGUUAGACUAUAUUGGUCUCGGUCAUAACUCAUUAGAUCAAGAGAAUGAAGGUUAGGUUUGUAACAAACGAGCCUCACGGAAUAUUGAACAGAUUAAGAGUGAUGAAUAGUGGUACCAAGUUGGACUCAAGCGCGCCCCUGAUGGGUUUCCCGACAACUUGUUACUCAUGUUUGUUUGUGAGAGAGGACGGCUCCAUCCAGGAAUAACUGGCUACUGCUCAGUGGUAAACCGAGCAACUUCUGGAGCAAGAGAGGAGUCAAGGAUGUGAAGUUCCAGGGCAAAAGAAUGUCCGAGAGCGCGUGCGUGAAAGAGUAAUAUACUCACAGUGAGUAUCAGGAUAUGCUCAUAGGAGAUGAGUGGUGCAUGCCAGUUCAAAACACGAGAAGAAAGCUGGCCCACACAGGAAUCAUCUAUGAAGGAUGAAUGAAGACCGCACGGGCGCCAAUUGUUCCGCCUUAGGCUCGACCUUCCCAUCCAAACCUUCGUCUUCCACCAUUGAUGCCUCGAUCACAACACCAUGAAGUUCCAAGUCAGCUCGUCCAUCACUCAUUCCGUCUCGGACACGACCAAUUUGAACUAUGUCCACGAGGCCGACCCUCUGGGCUCCGACCCCAAGACAUCCGGCCAAGAGCAUCACCACAUGGCAUGCCACGACUACACGAACAAAGUGAGCUACUCCAGCCUCUCAUCCCACACUCAGUACCCCAUCAUACAUCCGUCAAACUCAUCCAGAUCACGCACCAUAACCACCACCACCACUACUACCCAACUAUCCAUAGGGCCACACCAUAACACGCCAAUCGGGUCGUGGGAGUAGCCCGCCCCACCGAUCGUCAAUGAACAGCCGUGGUAAACGUACUUUCCUCCCUGGCUGCGGCUACUCUAAAAGGGGUGUCCGCGGUCCCCGACGGAUUCGUGAACUACGGAAUGAAGACAAAGAUUACCUCGCCCAUGGGACCGGCAUUCCCAGGAAGAAUUCCCCACCCAAGACCCAUAUUCGAGAUGACGACAAAAUCUUUCCCUGCGAACACCCGGGCUGUGGCAAGAUGUACGCCAAAUCGAGUCAUCUGAAGGCUCAUACUCGACGCCAUACGGGCGAGAAGCCAUUUGCUUGCACUUGGCCAGAAUGCGGUUGGAGAUUCUCCAGAUCCGACGAAUUAGCCAGACACAAACGUUCGCACAGCGGAGUGAAGCCCUACAGAUGCACGAUAUGUGAGAAACGAUUUUCGAGGUCGGAUCACUUAGCCAAGCAUCUCAAGGUUCAUCGUCGAGCACGAUUGUACACGUACCUGGCGAAUAUGGGCUAUGGUACGCCCAGUAGGCGGGGCAGGUUGUCCCAGAACAUUCUAAAUAACGAGGCUGUCAAGAAAUUCAUUCAAAAGGAGAACAUUUCUGUAUAAUAAUCCUUUCCUCGUGGUUGGCUAAAGUAUGAAGAGCCUUCGACCAAGUUAAUUGUGAACUUAAUCAGCUAAAGAUAAUUUAGGCAAGUCACACUUGAAGUUAAGCCUAUUGACGUAAAAUAUUCCCAUUAGAAAUAGGAACAACAAGCAAAUUAUAUUAUCCGCUAGCACCAAAACACAAAAAAACUCAUUUUGAUUUAACGUUUUCAAAUGCUGUUAACUGGCCAGGCCUUGAUUCAGCCUUUAGUCAACCAUCCAUUUCCUCCAUUCUCCAUAUCGCUCAAAUCCAGGUUGAUCCUGCCGCAAUUCAUUCAUUCGUUCGUUCAUUCAAUAUCAACAACCUUCCUAUUGUUGUUAGCAUUUAUAACUGUCACCCCCAAAAAUAUUGUACAUUAUAUAUUUGUCCCUCGUUACGCUCUAACGAAAAAAAACAACUUGUCUAACUCAAGUCAUCGAUUACUAUGGACGCAGAUUAGUGGCAGCAGUGAUCUGGCGCUCAGAGAUUUUUGAACUCGUAUAUCAAGGUAAAUCUGUGAUGAUCUCGAAAUUAAAACCUCUCGGAAAGAGUCCAUUGUUCUCACCAACACGCUCUUUCACCUUCCCUCACUUCCAAUUCAUAAGCUAGCAAGCACUUUGCCCCUCAUCUUCUCCUUGUUCCCAUUUCCAGUUUCUAUUCCUGAUUUGCUUUUUCUGUCCUCUCUGUAUAUUUGAUAUUUUCCAUGUCCUAUACCAAAGAUUCGUCAUUUGGGCUGACCGAGUGCAUCUAGUUCCUUUGUAGUUUGAAACAAUCAUAUUGUAUACCACAUCUAUCUUGCAACACAGAGAAGAUGUUCCUAGCUGACCAAAGAUCUGAAACAUACCCUAGAACAUAAAAUCUGUGCAAUUCGCUCUCUCUUUUAUACCCAUUUCUUGUCCCUUGCGUCCGAGUGUCCUCUUCAUAGCUCUCCUCUCUCGUCCCCGUUUUUCCUCCAGUUUCAUAUUUUCAUUUUCAUGUAGAUUAUUCCGAAACAGAAUCGCUCAAAUGAACGUUGAUAGUGACUGUUACCAAAACCAAAAACAAAAUCCAGUUCUGACUCGCCUUCGAGGCAAGUCUUGUGCCAUGCUUUGACGUGGUACGGAGUUCACUUGAACUGUAGUACUUGGGAGUGCACUAUGCAAUGCAUAGCAUCAAAUUGCCUGGCUUUUUCUCUCUCAAUUCAAGCGAUGACCGAUGAUCCAUACAGCAACAUUCCUUCCAAUUCAUUCACGUGUAUUGCGUAUGCAAUAAGAAUCCUAUCAGCUACCCGAGCCUUGAUUAUGUGAAUAAUUCUCGAUCAGUGACCCCCACUAUUUAACGAUGACAAUAAAUUGUAUUUCCUACUCCAA
This is a messenger RNA of Tigriopus californicus, 2812 nucleotides long. Its product is annotated as Krueppel-like factor 15. Gene Ontology annotation, biological process: regulation of transcription by RNA polymerase II. The record is from RefSeq and is a predicted model, not a curated record. Gene Ontology annotation, molecular function: DNA-binding transcription factor activity, RNA polymerase II-specific; RNA polymerase II cis-regulatory region sequence-specific DNA binding. NCBI's taxonomy places the organism in Eukaryota, Metazoa, Arthropoda, Copepoda, Harpacticoida, Harpacticidae.